Zophobas morio is the source of this 3875-nucleotide messenger RNA. Its product is annotated as bromodomain and WD repeat-containing protein 3-like. Gene Ontology annotation, molecular function: protein binding. Gene Ontology annotation, biological process: cytoskeleton organization; regulation of cell shape; regulation of transcription by RNA polymerase II. Bases 150 to 3842 code for a protein of 1230 amino acids. The record is from RefSeq and is a predicted model, not a curated record. Gene Ontology annotation, cellular component: nucleus. NCBI's taxonomy places the organism in Eukaryota, Metazoa, Arthropoda, Insecta, Coleoptera, Tenebrionidae. The transcript is spliced from 36 exons.
ACCUUGCCGACCAAUUAGUGUGCACUGCUGUGAAAGAUUUUACAUUAAAAAUAUGGAAGUCUGAUACUGGGGAGUUGCUCCACUCCUUAUUAGGGCAUGCCGGACGCAUCGACCACUUACUAAGUAAUCCUGUCUAUGAAAACAUUUUUAUGAGUGCUGCCGAGGACGGAGUUGUUUGUAUUUGGGAUGUUCUGUUUGGGCGCGUGCUUUGGAGUGAUUGUAAUUAUGAUCCAACAUUUCCGCACAUCAAACAGAAAAUACGAGACUGCCGCUUUUCUAUGGAUGGAAACUCUAUAGUAUUAACUGUUGGUUUAGAUGAUCAUAAAGCUAAUGCUCUUCACGUCACUCAUUACGGUUACUGUGCUUAUUAUACUCACGACACGCCACUCGGCAAUCAAGUGCCAACCAAUCAAUUUUUUAGAAGUGAUUAUAUGGAUGAACUCGUUUAUGAUGAAAAUGGAAAUUUCAUUGACACGCGGCCGGAUAUAAUCGAAGACGAUUUGGUGGAUUAUACGUUUGUGGAUAAAAUUUUUGGGAUUACUGUCUACGACGAAUCACAGCAGCAGGAUCUCAACAAGGCACGUCCCAUAUGGCCAUCCACAUGGAAAAAUUCACUAUUCUGUCGUUCUCGCGAGUUUUUGGAAGUACAACAUAGAGAAUCGUUACUCUAUGCUAUACCAACUCCCCAUCAAAACUACUACGACGCUCAACUACGUAAGAGCAGGCGGGCUGCUCGACCUAAUGGCCUUGUGAUAGACGAAUGUGUCGUAAACAAGUCACGUGUUCAGGUUGUUACGUUGAAUCCUGAUUCAUUGGAUCAGUUUGAGCACCCGUAUUUCGAACCGAAGCCCGUCUACCGGGUUCUCCGGCCUGAGUCCCUACAAAAUGAGAACCACACACUUCGCUUGCACGUGAGAGAAGAAAUCCUUGAAGAACCAGAAGCCAAUGAAGAAGAAAUUAAAACAGAAAGUGAUUUAUGCUCGAGCGACGAAGAAUACGAUUAUUAUAACGCGAGAGAUAUAUACUUCCACGAAAGGACCAUCAGCACUAGAAGCUUCCGUGCUCAGAAGCAAAAUAUAGAUAUUGAUGAGUUUAUUCCUUCAUCAUCGACCAUGUCUAUUUCGCAAGCACGAAGAAACUUUCUUAAACAACGGAAACAACGAGAGCAGCGAGAGGCAGAAAGAGAAUACAACCAACAACAACAAGCAAAGCUUGAAAGGCGCGCGAAAAGGCGGGCAACCUCAAGGAAUACACUGAGACACGCUGCUUAUAACGAUGAGCGGGACUGGCAGGAAUUUGCCCCAUCGCCUUGGAUAACAGCGUCGGAGCCCUCGCUCACUCCGUAUACUCCACAAGUUGGUGAUACUGUUGUCUAUCUGAGGCAAGCACAUGCUAGAUAUGUACAGUCAAUGAAGGACGAUAAACUUUUGCAUCUUUUAGGAAAAGUUGUUUAUCCCUGGAGAAAGUACAGAAACUUUCCGGUUGCCCUGAAAUGCAAAGUAAAAGCUUUAAAAUAUUUUGUUGGGCCGCCGACCACGUGUCAGGUAAGGCUUCAGCCAGUAGAGUCACCUGAUUUUGAGAACAUAGGAAGUUUUACGGUGAGUUUUCACGACAAGCCUGGUGUUGCCGAUCUUCUUAUCCUCGCCUCUCGUUAUGAAGCCUCUGUUUUACAAAACUGGCAAAUUGGUACGAAAGUUCAAGCCAUGUUUGACCAAAAAUGGUACUCUGGAACUAUAAGCGGUAUGCAACCAGCUGACUCUCGCUUUCCUGAGUCUCACUUUGAGCGGUAUAUCAUUCGUUGGGACGCCGGCUCGGACGAAGCACACGAAAGUUUAGAAUGUAUUGACCGUUUGAGCGCGUGGGAUUUGGAGCCUUAUGAAAUAUCCUCCUUCUAUGGAGAAAAUUAUCGACCCUUCGAAGAACGAAUUGAACAGCGCGAAGUUGACCGGCUUAUUGCCGGCUUCACAAGUUUGUUAGAACACGAAUACACCAAUCCCUUUGUUGCUCCCGUGGACUACGAUUCUUAUCCAGAAUAUCUGAAAAUCAUACCAUAUCCUGUUGACUUGAGUCUUGUUAUUGCGCGUCUCCGUUCGGGCUAUUACCGUUCCAUCGAGGGCUUGUUUUGGGAUGUCAAGCAGAUUCAAAAAAAUUGUGAACUUUUUAAUGAAGAAGAAAGUGACAUUGUGCUUAAAUCCUAUUGGCUAGAAAGGGAACUUGAAAAUAUUAUUUUCAAUUUUUCAACGAAACUAGAUAAUAAUACCAAUAAAGUUAACGAAGUCUCGAAUGGUUUACAAAAAUUUAAACAAACUGCAUCCCCACAAAUCACUACAGAGCAAGAUAGCUCUAUUGUUGAGCAUUGCUUCUCUCCAAUGGUAGAGAGUUCGGAGGAAAAGAGCACACCAUCUACGAAAGAAAAUAUGCUUUUGUCAUUGGUCCAUGGAAGCUCUUCCGAGGAGGGGGACAACAAAAAUAGUGAUGAUAAAACCAGCCAACAUUCUCCCGAUAAGCAAGAAUGGCAUUUGUCAACUAUAAAAGAUACUACUUCUUUUCGAGCAAAAAGAAGAACGCGUUCUGAUACGCAGAAAAAGUCUAAAUAUUUUUACCGUGAAUGCUCUUCAUCUUCUGAAUCCAGUUCUUAUGAUUCGUUAAAAGAUACAAGCUUCCAUAGCUAUACUGCAAAAAGGAAGAGCGGGAACGCUUUUCAACUUUUGGAAAGUUCACCCAAAAAAAGAAAAGUUGGAAGGCCUAGGAAAAACCAGACGUCCAUGAUCUGCUCGCUUUUAGCUGGAUCGGAUACGGAAAAUACAGUCAACUCCCGAACAACGAGGCAUUCCUGCCAUAAAAAUAUUCAGUCUGACCAAUCCCAGAACACAUCAGUUGUUCAACUUGACGAGCGAGAAGAAUGGACACUUCGCUAUAUUUCAGGGAUGAGAGAACUUGGUGCAUUAUUUGUGAAAGUAUCCAAUCAAAUGAGUGACUUGUAUAAGGAAGAGCCAUUAUUGUUAAAGGAAUAUCAAAAGUUGGCUAAUAAAAUAACGAAUAAAAUUCAGCAACAGAAAUAUGAUAAUUUGUUGCAGUUUUACACGGACUUGAGGCUCCUUUUGAACACUUUGAAAGUCGUCAAGUUUCAAGGCGAGCUGGAAGCCUACGAAAAUCUGUUUUUACAGAAACUCAAGGAAAAGAGUGAAACGCUCACAACCUAUCGCUUUUCUGUUAUACGAAAAAAAGGCGCCAAGAAUAUUUUUCUUCCUCUCCUUGUUCUCCAUACCCAACUUAUGGCCCAACCGGACGCCGUUCCUUUUAUUGAGCCAAUCUGUGACCAAAAUUACUUAAAAGUUAUUGAACACCCGAAAUGUUUGAGGGAAAUAUUAAAAAGUCUCUGCUAUUCUUCAAAAGACUUUGAAUAUAAUAUUUAUCAGUAUGCCCACGACGUUAGACUUAUUAUUGAAAAUUGUAAACUUUAUAAUCAGGAAACUUCUUCUUUUUAUCGAUGCGCUGAGAAACUUGAGACUUAUUAUUCUUCUAAACUUUCUAAGUUUACUGAAAAGUUUGCAGUUGAAAGAUGUUUUAUCGAUGCUUCUUAUUGCAGUCAUGAAGUUCUCAAUACUUUUCAUGCGGAGAUUCAGGAUGAAAAACUUUUUCGAAAAUUCAUAAGUGUAUAUCAAAAACUUGAACGAAGUGGCGCGUCCAGCCAAGAAGUUUUAUAUCAAUAUUUAAGCGAAUUGCUUAUAUUUAUAAACACUCACCAGUUUUUAUCGGAAGAAGAUAGGGAGGCUUGCCUCUCUUUUUUAUUAAAAAAGAUGAAGUUGAUUUUUAGCGCUGUGGUAAGGGAUGUCUCAUAAAUACUGGAAAGGAAUAUAUUUUAUUUAAGACGU